GGAGGGAAACAUCUCAAACGUGCUGGAUAGCAGUCCUCGAGGACCGUAGUUGCGCACCUCAGGCGUCGUUCUGGCCAAUCCGCAGUCUACCUAUCAGCUGUCAACCUGUGGUGUCCCACGUGGUGAGGGGCGGUCUUAUAUUGAGUUGGGCGUUCAACUUUUAAUGAAGCAAACAAUUCCAUGUGCUUCAGUGCGAGUCGCACCUACGUCUUCGCAGGACACAGACACGCCUGCAACGAAGCAAGCUCCACGCUAAGAGGCACCUCUUUACACUUUUGGGACCCGCGAGCAGGCAUCUGUUGACGGCGUGACAACCUUGUGCUCCUCCGGUUCCACUACCGCAGCUCGAAAAGCCCGUGGCCGGAUGAUGUGAAUGUGUCACGCGUCGAUUAUAGUCCUCGUCGGCUUUUUAAGGAGUAUCACUUCUCACGCGUCACUCCCACAAACUUUUCCAAGUUCUAAGUAGGAUUUCAGCAUGGAUUCUUUGCGCACCUCUGCCGACGACAGCAAGUCGUCUGCGUGCCAGUGCGCACCGAAAUCCGCGGUCCACCGGUGGUCUCCCGGGAUCCCCGUGGCCAUGUGCAUGCUCAUGUCCCUGAGCUCCAUCACUGUGUGUCUGCUGAUGAGCUUCAAGACCCUCCAGUUGGAGCAGAGACUGAAGAUGGAACUGGACCGAGUUCCCACCUUCCACGCGGGGCACGGGAGUUUCCUCAACAAGGAUGGGGACCUGGUUCCGGAACUGAGCGCCUCCGUGGGGAAGCUGGUGGAAGAGAAAGUCAUGGUGCUGAUGCCAAAAAUCCGAACAACUCGAGAUGUUGGGCAAGAAUGCGCCUGUCCUCCAGGGCCUCCCGGAAAGCGUGGAAGGAUGGGAAGAAGAGGGGAACCGGGACCUCCUGGCAAAGCGGGACGGGAUGGAUACCCGGGUCCACUUGGCUUGGAUGGUAAACCAGGAAUACCGGGUCUCAAGGGAAGCCAGGGACCAGCCGGGCCCAAGGGAGAAAAGGGUGACCAAGGAGACAUUGGACCAAGGAUGGUCUAUCCAAGAUACGAUCAUGGCUUUCUCUCUGGUGACCACUCAAGCACCUUUCAGAGACGUUUUCUGAAGGGUGACCAAGGGCAGGCUGGACCUGCUGGCCCGCCAGGCCCCCCAGGUCCCCCAGGUCCCAGAGGCCCCCCUGGAAACACCGGCAAAGAUGGACCUCGUGGCCCAGCAGGAGAGCCAGGUUUUCAAGGUCGUGAUGGCAUUGAGGGACCUCAAGGAUUGCCUGGGAAGUCGGGAGAAGAUGGGGAACCUGGAUAUCCUGGACCACAGGGUCCUCCGGGGGCAAAGGGCGAGCCCGGAAUCGCAGAAAAAGGAGAGAGGGGCAUGGAUGGACUGCCAGGUUUAAAGGGCGAUAAAGGAGAAGUAGGAGAACAAGGCCCACAAGGUCCCAUGGGUUAUCCUGGUGAAAAGGGCAGUGCGGGCCACUCGGACAUCAUCGACUUCAAUGGGAAGCUUCUUGAUGCUUUCCAGGCCAUCAACACAAUCAGUAUUUCGGGCCCGCCUGGACCACCUGGCCCCCCAGGCCUUCAAGGAGAAAAGGGGGAGCUUGGUUUACCUGGUCCAGCUGGGGUAGAUGGGGAGAAGGGAUCGAGAGGUGAUGUGGGUGAGGCAGGACCACAAGGAGAAAGAGGAGAAAAGGGAGAGAUGGGCCUUUCUGGGCCUGCGGGCAUGGAUGGACAGAAAGGAGAAAAGGGAGACUGCAGAUUGGACGACAACCUGGUUCAAAUGAUUUCCCAGCCUGGCCCUCCUGGCCCACCAGGUCCACCGGGAGUUGCUGGGUCACCUGGAUCCAUGGGGCUGCAUGGAAUGCCCGGUCCAAAGGGGGAGCCAGGAAUUGGGAUAAAGGGGGAGAGAGGGGAGACCGGUUUUCCAGGACCCAAAGGAUUGGACGGCCUGCAGGGUAUACCUGGGUCUCCAGGUCUAGUGGGCCUUCCAGGGGCAAAAGGAGAAAAAGGCAGGCCAGGGGAACCUGGACUUGACGGCUUCCCAGGCCUAAUGGGUGAGAAAGGUGACAGAGGGGAACGAGGAGAUAAGGGUGACAGAGGAAGUGUAGGAAAGAGAGGACUGAAGGGUCAGAAGGGAGAGCAGGGUCCUCCAGGCCUAGACCAACCCUGUCCUGUGGUUUGUGAUGAGAAAAAAGGUCUGUCUGUGGAAGGAGCACUUUCUUCUCCUCCACCUCUUCUUCUUCCUCCUUCCGCCCCUGUGGCCCCCUGUCCUGUGGGACAUGAUGGGCUGCCAAUCCCAGGCUGCUGGCACAAGUGAUGGCUAUGACUAACCAGCAGCAUGGAAUCUGUACAUAUUGUUUUUGGUGUAUAUUGCAGCUGAUUACCAACAACUUGUCAUUUGUAUUUUUUUAAAUAAACGUUUUUAUGUAAUAUAUUGAAACAUGGACAACUCUGCAGUAUUGUAAGAACUCAAGCGAUCCAUGUUGUUGAGUUAUCAAACAUCAUGCUUCGACCAAAAAAAUAGAUAUAAUAAUGAAUUGGAAGUGGGACUCUUUCUUCGAAGGGCAGUUUGGGUGCAGUGUGCUGCAGUGUAACGGCCUUACUAACCAAGUCUGACUUCCUCGGCUUGACGGAUGCUUGAAUAGAGCUUCGCAGUGGCCGAUGAAGGAGUGUGCGUCACUCUUCUCGUCCUCUCUGUUUUCUAAAAGGAGGAGAUGGCCAGGCAGAAGCUUAAACGCAAGCGUCUCAUUCAGCCAUGAAGGCGAGCGGGAGUGCCUGCUGGGGAAAAAGACACUUUAAAGGGGCAGAGGGCACGGAGGCAAAUUGGCCUUGAUGGAGCAGAACACACCCUGCACAGCCUCCGUGUCCUACUGAACACUUGAAUCCUCCAAUACGGAAACUCUCCCGGAGGAGACGACAAAUCCACUCCCACAAUCCCCUGGAAGUUCUUGCUGACGAUGUGGUGUGACAUCACUGGCACACAGGGAAGGAUUUACAGCGCGUUAUGAUUUUAGUCAUCACUUACUUGGCAGUGUAGUGAAGACAUUCCCAAAUUAACUGCAUAAUCAUAACCAAUGUUGUGGAUGAAUAUAAUAGAAAUAAUAGAUUUUCAAGCACUCUUUUAAAGGUUUUUUUGACUGUUUUUUUUUCUCAUAAGUGGCAGUGGAAAUCUGUUUGUUACAUUUUGCAUUCCCGUGCAUUGCUGUGUUUAUUCACUGAUUUGAAGGAGCCGUUACAGUAUUCAUAGUAAAUAAAUGCAUCAUUCAGUGAGGCGAAUCAGCUUCAUCAUUUUUUUGAUUGAGUUUUUAGUUAUCCUCAAGUCUGCCAUUACCACGUGUAAUUUAGUUUGACUGAUCAUGGUCAUUUAAUCCCAGAUGAACAGGUUUGUUCUCUCUUGCUGCUGUGUGUUCCUUGUAUUUUUUUUUUUUUUUUUUUUUUAAUAUUAGUCAUUUAAACUGAUGACUGACUGACUAAAUUAUUAUUUUAUUUUGGUCAAAUGUCUACCAACUUUUUUGUUUGGAAUUCAGUUUUAUUUAGUAAUCAAACACUGGCUUUGAAUGCCGGAAAUGCUGCCUUUGUGUGGGCCGUGUUUCAACUGUCACAAAAAGGUUUUAUAAAGUAGUCCAAGCGGUCACAGGACGGUUAUUGGUUGUUUUCUUGCCCUUGCAAGGCAUUUACAGGGCCGGGAUAAAUUGUUAAGUUCGCUGGACUUAUUUUAUAUUUGCAAAGUUUCUUUAAAUGUGGCAUGAUUAUUUCAAGAUAUGGGAUAAAUACAAUUAUUUUGCUAGAUGUAUACAAAAGAGCGAUGAUACCAACAGAACUACAUUUUUUUGUAAACAGAAAAGUACAUUCGCUAUUUAAGAACAUUGGGUAAACCAACAUUUUGUUGUGCCACCGAACAGUCGGAAAUCGUUUAACUGUUAGUUGGUUAUGAUACAGAAUUGCAAUUCAGUCAUAAUAUUUCCUUGUAUGCUGCAAUAGAUGGCAAAUAGGAAGUUGAAAUGGCCCUACGAUGUUGAAUGUCACUUGUACAACUUUGACUGCAAUUUGCUGUAUAGAUGACCUACUUAUUCUGUCUUGCCUCUUGUUUUAUUUUUCUUCAUCAGCAAUAUUCAGACUGAAAUGUCACCAACGCAAAUAAUACAAACUUAAUACAUGUGUCAAAUUUCAAUUCUGAUGCAACAAAAAAAAUCAUAAAAGGAGUUGUAUGUUCAAGUCAAUUUACUUGGACAUAAACAUUGAUUUAUGUAGUUCUAUGAAAGGUUGUCUGUACAUGAAAAGUUUACCGUAACAACACAUAUAAUGCAAACAUUAUGAGAGAAUUACAAAUGUUGAACCAGUUUAAAGUCACAGUGAAGCAUAAAGUUUUUCCAUUUGACUGGAAGCUGAGUGGUUGUCUGGCAAUUAACAUAGGACUAGAAUUUGUUUUGCAAGUUGUAUCAGUUUUACGACUUAAUGGAGUAAGUAACUAGCACAAUGUCUUGUUUGGUGUUGUAGCCAAUAAUUUCACAGUAUUAGCUUCACUUUGUGUGAAUGUUUGGUUGUGUAUUUGGUUGAAACAGAAUUAAGCUAUUUUUGUAAUUAUUGUCAAAAUGUAUAACUUGGUCAAUUUAUCAUGACUGAAAUAAAUUCUGGGUUUAUGCUUUCCUUGUCCAUACAUCAUAUGCAUUUCAAUUAACUUGACAUAAAUAGAUUUUUUUUUUUUUUUUUUUGUCUCCAGCCUUACCCUCCGGCUGCAACCAUUACUAUAUUGUUUGGGUUCAUGCAGAGAAGGUCUUAAAGGUUUUGGCUUCAGUUUUCUGUUGUUUGUUGCAUGAGUGUGUUAAGACAUUUAAGAUACUAUUUUGAAUAAUCUCACACAAAUGUGCUAUGACAAGGACAUUGAAGGCAAAUGUUGAUUUCAAUUUUCCAAAUUCAUUGGAACUGUUUUCAUAUGUUCCGAUAUUGUAUAAUUGAUUAUCAAGUUAACUCCAUAACAUGUUGGCAAUAGUUUGGUCUGGAAAACUUCAUAACUGAAAAGUGACAUUACAUCACCUCUGACCACUCUGUUUUUAAUAUCAAAUAAAGCUGGUUGAAAAUGA
Hippocampus comes (tiger tail seahorse) is the source of this 5069-nucleotide messenger RNA. RefSeq names its product collagen type XXIII alpha 1 chain b (gene col23a1b). The record is from RefSeq and is a predicted model, not a curated record. Lineage: Eukaryota; Metazoa; Chordata; Actinopteri; Syngnathiformes; Syngnathidae. The transcript has 32 exons. Bases 476 to 2305 code for a protein of 609 amino acids.